This is a messenger RNA of Bactrocera neohumeralis, 1195 nucleotides long. RefSeq lists its product as uncharacterized. NCBI's taxonomy places the organism in Eukaryota, Metazoa, Arthropoda, Insecta, Diptera, Tephritidae. The coding region runs from base 147 to 1031 and encodes 294 amino acids. The record is from RefSeq and is a predicted model, not a curated record. The transcript has a single exon.
UAUACAUACUUGGCCGAUACAUAAAAACCAACUAAUUUUCGCAAUAAAAAACCCUAAGCCACGUUAUUGACCGGCAACUUAGAAGAUCUUAACUGCUUCUUUGUUGUAGAUAAACAAGGGGAAAAUAACGUUGUUUAUUUAGAGUAAUGAAAAACAAAGAUGGCAAAAAUUCGGGUGGUAGCAGUCCGACCGAUUCUCAACAAGCUGACGUAGAAGGCUGUAACUUCGGACUAAAGCCGUUUGAGCUACUAUAUCUUUGGUAUCCGAAUCAGGAGAGUGUGAAUCACCUCGAGUAUAUCCGUCGACUGGAGUGCGAGUUUACAUGUCUCCAACGCGCAUUCCUAACACUAACCACACAAUUUGCGCGUUUGCAAUUCCGCAUACGACAAAUAGUUCAAGCCGAACCUAGUGAACGCCAUGAUCUGCUUCUCGAACUCGAACAUCUGGCAUUUAAUCCCGACGAAGAAAAAGACGAAAUGCCGCCAAUAAAAAGGGAUUCCCUAAGUAUGGGUGAAGUGCGACACAAACAGCAUUACAUUCUCGAGCAAUUGCGUCGGCAACUUUGCACUCUGGCCGAAGCCCAGAAUUGGAAACCCGAACCUGAAUUGAAUGCAGAACCACCGGCACCAGGCUCUGUGGACGAAGUAGUUUGCUGCUGUAUUAGAAAGAAACGAAAACCACCACCACCGCCGCUACAACCACAACAGCCGCAAACUCUCGAUAUGAAUGAUAAUGCACACGUAAAUAAUGAAGAAUCCAGGUAUUCAAGCUCGAGCAAAAAACAAAGUGAAACGGAAAUGGGAAUGGGAACUGAUAGAGAUAUUGAGAUGGAACCAUCGCGAAAUUCAAGUGCAAAACAGAGAGUCUCGAUCUCUAAGGAAGAGGCCUUAGCCUUUGCAUGCAAUACUGAUCCUUCCUAUUCCAUUAGAGCUUCAACUACCCGUGUCAGCAUUUGCCCGGAGAACGAUGAAAAUGCUAAGCAGGCCCGGCCAUGCACGUGUAGAAAAAUCAGUCAAAGACAGGAUCGCUAAACUAUUCAAUCCUCAUACACGUUCUAAUGACAUAUGCUUCUUGAAACAUGAAUUUCACCCAAAUAAUUUCAAUUUAUUUUUUACGCCUGACUUUUGCUUUUCUCGUCGUCAUUCUUAUACUCUUUUGAUUAACAUAACAACAAUAUACUUUAUUUAGUAAUAUU